Colletotrichum chrysophilum is the source of this 1098-nucleotide messenger RNA. RefSeq lists its product as uncharacterized. NCBI's taxonomy places the organism in Eukaryota, Fungi, Ascomycota, Sordariomycetes, Glomerellales, Glomerellaceae. The record is from RefSeq and is a predicted model, not a curated record. The coding region runs from base 1 to 1098 and encodes 365 amino acids. The transcript has 3 exons.
AUGGAUGAAGUACGGUCAUCCAUUCAGUCCGACGAUACUUUGAGAUCUGAGAUCAGUAGCCUGAGCAGUCCAUCAGUCUGCGAUGAUUCGAUAAUUGAAGAGCAGACCGAGCUCUUUCAGGACAGCAAAACCUCCGAGGUUGAAAAAUCUCUGAAAGAGGGCUGGACCGACGAGGACCACACGGCUUCUCACAGCCAACUACCAACCGAGGAAAAGAAAGACAAUAUAUCGACCGAGACGUCGGAGCUGAUCUGCGAUGACACGGUCUUUCCUCUUCAUCGCAGCAAAUGGGCAGCAAUCGAUUCGUUCAGCAUCUGCAUCCUGGGCGUCGGAACCUCCCUCAUCAUCGGAGUCCUCAUCUUUCUGAGCUACAUUUGGAACGGUUCCAUGCGGGCCAUGGCUGGAGAUAACAUGGAGGAAUCCUUUUGGAGUCAAAUCGUAUUCUCCGACUGGACGUCUAGGACCGUCACCGUCGCUGCUGCUAUUCUACGCAUCUGCCUCUCCCUUCAAAUGGGCGUGUUCACUGCGAUGAUAGCGUCUCUCAUGAUUGAGAAGUCCGGCGUUUCCCUUAAUGUCGCUCCGUCGAUCGCUUUGUUCGCCUCGACAGCGCUGCUAACCGACUCCUCCAUGGUUAACGUCACCGGUUCACGCACGACGUCCGAAAUUCCGUACGCCGAAAAGCCGUAUCUUGGUUACGUCAUGAAGGCUUCUAAAGCGUGGAGUAUGCAGCCGGGAACGUAUUCACGCUUUGCGGAGAAAAGGAUAGAUCUCAAAGAGUCACGAUCCGAAUCAGCAACGGACUAUGAAGACACUGGUCCUGUUACUCGCACGAUCAUGCCCUUCUUCAGCGAGUCGCAACGAACCGGUUUACGAAGAUAUGAUGGGCCCGCCGCCGUUCUCGAUUCCAGAGUAUUCUGCAUGCUGCCUGUCGUCCGCAACCUCACGUUCGAGUUUCCAUUCCGGCACCUUCUGGACACGACCGACACCUUUGGAUACCAUAGUAUCCAAGUCUCCCUGGGAUCGCACCUGGUCUUUCAACUGCAUAGUGUCCGCUGGCAAAACGGCCAAAAGCGCAGCGGAGCCGAGACCAACAGAUGA